AUGGACAAGAGGAGCAUGUCGACGACCGUCACUUAUAUGCGUUGGAGAAAUUCAGAUCAAAACAAUGAUGGUAAUCAGGCGACUCACAAAGAUGAAUAUUCAGGUUCAAUCCAGGAUAAAUGUUCCAUUGCCAUUGGAAGCGUGGCCUCAGGGUAUAGAAAGUCCUCAGUGUCGUCAGCAGAUCCGACCAAACAAGAUACCUUCACUCUCGAUGAGGGACUGGAUGCCCUGGGCUUUGGAAGCUUCCAGUGGAAAUUGCUGUUUGUCACCGGGUUUUCCUGGGUGGCAGAUGCCAUGGAGAUGAUGAUCCUCAGCAUCCUCGGCCCACAGCUGCACUGCGACUGGAGGUUGUCAGGCUACAAAGUGGCUCUCAUAACGUCGGUGGUGUUUGCUGGCAUGGGCCUCAGCUCGUCAUUAUGGGGCAACUUGUCUGACAAGUACGGCAGGAAAAAGGGGCUGACCAUUUGCAUGUGUUGGACGUUCUACUACGGCGUGUUGAGCGCCCUGGCGCCAAAUUUCGGGUGGCUUUUAGUGAUGCGAAGCCUGGUGGGCGUUGGCAUCGGAGGAGCCCAUCAGUCGGUGACUCUAUACUCAGAAUUUAUUUCAUCCAAAGCGAGGGGCUUCUCCGUCAUCCUGAUGGCAGUAGGUAGACGCACAUCACUUUCACAACUUUUUUUUAUUAAUGCGUUUCAGGCUUUUUGGGCCGUCGGCGUGGUUUGCGAGGUUCUCCUGGCCUUGUGGGUCAUGCCCACCCUUGGCUGGCGAUGGCUGCUUGGCCUUUCUGCCACACCAUUGGCCAUCUUUCUGUGCUUUUGCUUGUGGCUGCCCGAGAGUCCUCGCUUUGACCUGCUAAACGGAAACCAAGCCAAAGUUAUGGCGACGUUAGAGAACAUCGCAAAACACAAUGGCAAAGCCUUGCCUCGGGGAAGGAUAGUCUGCAACGUUCAGAAUAACCGAGGCCGUCUCCAAGACCUUUUUACCAAAGAAUAUUACAGAACGACUCUUCUCCUCUGGUUCAUAUGGUUUUCAUUCUCCUUCACCUAUUACGGAAUCAUCCUGCUGACAACUGAGAUGUUCCAAUCCGGAGAUUCGUGCGGCGCCACUCAGGGGGCCAAAAUUGAAGCCAGUUGUAGUCUGGAAUGCAAAUUGCUGACAUCACAGGACUACAAAGACUUGUUAUGGACGACGUUGGCCGAGUUCCCAGGUCUGUUUGUUGUUCUGGGAACGGUGGACUGUCUGGGCAGGAAGAAAAGCAUGGCCUUGCCCUUUUUCAUCUUCAGUCUAAGCCUCCUGCCCUUGUACGCCUGUAUCGGGAGGAUUACUCUCACUAUCUUCAUCUUCAUUGGAAGAGCCUUCAUCUCGGGUGGAUUUCAAGUUGUUUUUGUGUAUACACCAGAGGUAUUCCCCACUGAGACCAGAGCAUUUGCUGUUGGCACGUGCAGUGCUAUGUCCAGGGUGGGCGCCCUCCUCACACCCUUUGUGGCACAGGUGCUGCUCAGACAGUCGGCGUCCUUGACGCUAGCCGCGUACUGCGUCUGCUCUUUCCUGGCCGGGUGCGCGUGCCUGCUGCUUCCCAUCGAGACAUCAGGAAGGAGCCUCCGGGAGUCCGAGGCCUAA
Nerophis lumbriciformis (worm pipefish) is the source of this 1617-nucleotide messenger RNA. NCBI's taxonomy places the organism in Eukaryota, Metazoa, Chordata, Actinopteri, Syngnathiformes, Syngnathidae. The record is from RefSeq and is a predicted model, not a curated record.